Molecule: messenger RNA, 835 nt
Organism: Myotis daubentonii (Daubenton's bat)
Lineage: Eukaryota; Metazoa; Chordata; Mammalia; Chiroptera; Vespertilionidae
Product: triggering receptor expressed on myeloid cells 3-like
Biological process (GO): chemokine production; cytokine production involved in immune response; neutrophil chemotaxis
Source: RefSeq, a predicted model, not a curated record
AACAGGUAAUCCUCUCAGAGAAGGUGGAAGACACCACAUGGGGCAACAUCCUCCAGCAAGUGCUAGAGCCCUGGGAUGGCCAGUGCCUGAUGGAUAGAAUGGACAGGACGGGGCUCUGGGGGCGGCCACAGCUGCUGCUGCUGCUGCUGCUGCUCUGGGUCUCAGGACUCCGAGGCGAAGACGAGGAGCAAAUGUGCCUGCUGGAAGGCAGCAACCUGACCAUUUCCUGUUUGUACACCAGGCAGUACGCCUCCAGCCUGAAGGCCUGGCAGCGGGUGAGGAGCCGCGGGUCCCCAGAGACACUGGUGCGCACAGAUACCAGGAACGCGGACCUGAACAUGGCCCAGGCCGGUAGAUACCUGCUGGAGGACGACCCCACCGAGGUCAUGUUCAGAGUCACCGUGCGGGAGCUCCAGAGGCAGGACGUGGGGCUCUAUCAGUGUGUGAUUGACCUCUCACCCCAGACCCCCGUUGUCCUGCCUCCUCGGAUUCGGCUGGUACCAUGCGAAGGACUGCCGCCUGCCCUGGCCCUUUCCGAGCUGCAGGUGAUGGCUAUUGUUCUGACUUGCGGAUUCGUCCUGAACAAGGGCCUGGUGUUCUCAGUCUUGUUUGUCCUUCUCUGGAAAGCCAGGGCCUCAGGCGAGCCAAACCCAGGGGAGCAGCAAAGUCACCCUUCCAGGAGCUGAGGGGCAUGCCUUCCUCCCCUAGCAAACAUCACAUCUGCUCUCUGUCCCCAAAGGAACAAACAAAUAAACUGAUCUCUCAGGGAAGUAAAAGGCUUCAGAAACUUCUUUUGUGAGGUCUCUGCCCAGCCCCUUUCUUAUUGAGAGAAACG